Opisthorchis viverrini is the source of this 378-nucleotide messenger RNA. RefSeq lists its product as hypothetical. Lineage: Eukaryota; Metazoa; Platyhelminthes; Trematoda; Opisthorchiida; Opisthorchiidae. The record is from RefSeq and is a predicted model, not a curated record. The annotation marks the transcript as partial. The transcript has a single exon.
UGUAUCUUCCGACUCAUCCAUUCGACAGUCGCUCUCCGUUUCCGGCCAAUCUGGCUGUUUGGAUGUGUAUUCCUGUCAGGGCGGAUCGUCCUUGCAUUCGAAUCCUCCCUAUUCGCAACAGCAACCGCUCAGCAAUCCGGUAGUGGAUCGUAAGCCGGACACUCUCCGACGACGUUUUCCCACGGAGCCCACUGUUGGCAGCGCACCCGCGUUUGCCUCCAGUAUGGUAACUGCGCAGCAACAUCAGUUGUCAGCAGCCUCUGUUCCAGAUGUGGAUUACCCUUUGCCACCGAAAAGAGCAUUUACAGGCUCUGCUACAGUCCCUAUCGAUGCGAAUUGUGGCCUUCUUGCACCUAAUAGGGAUUGUUCGAGAGUGGG